AUGAAGGAAUCUGAUAGUGCAAGGUGGGUGAGUUUGAACGUGGGAGGGAAAAAGUUCUGUACAACAUUGGAUACCCUGAAGAGGCAGCCGGGGUCCAUGCUCGAUGUGAUGUUUAGCGGGAAGUUUGAUCUCCAUGAGGAGAACGGGUACGUGAUGAUCGACAGAGAUGACAAGUUAUUCAGCUAUGUUUUGAAUUGGUUGAGAACCGGAAAUCUCCCGGUUUUAGAAGCCAGGAUGUAUGCUCAGUUAGCACAUGAAGCUGAUUACUAUCAGCUCCCUGACAUGAGGAAUGAUAUUAAGGAGACUCUACUGCAGCUGAAUGCGAAUAUGAGCAGACGAGAUGUCUUGUCUGGACCUUUCAACGUGAAGUUGGAAAAUCCAAAUUUCUCCGACGCAUGCUUGCAUCGGGUGAACUUCAGUGGAGCAGGGCUGGAAUAUGCAGUGAGGAGCAACUGCGAUUGCCCCAAUUCGAUCUUUGACGGUGCAAGCUUGAACAAUAGUAACAUGUGUUGUGGGAAUUUCUCGGGAUCAUCAUUUAUUGAUGCUAAGUGUCAGUCUGCAGACAUGACAGGUGCCAAUUUUACAUCUACAAUUCUCACAGGAGCGAACCUGACAGAAGCGAAUCUCUCAAAAGCUAAUCUCACAGGUGCCGAUCUGAGAAUUGCAAAUCUUACAGGUGCCAAUCUAACAGAUGCAGAUCUCACAGAUGCCAAUCUGCAUGAGGCAACAAUUCAGUGA
Molecule: messenger RNA, 738 nt
Organism: Argentina anserina (silverweed cinquefoil)
Lineage: Eukaryota; Viridiplantae; Streptophyta; Magnoliopsida; Rosales; Rosaceae
Product: FH protein interacting protein FIP2-like
Exons: 2
Coding region: 1-738 (245 amino acids)
Biological process (GO): protein homooligomerization
Molecular function (GO): protein binding
Source: RefSeq, a predicted model, not a curated record